AUGCUCUCCAACUCAUCGGCGCCGGCACAACAUCCUCGUCUCCACCCUCGAUUCCGGCCACCAUCAUCCUACUUAAGUCACGUCGGCCAUUGUCGGGGGUAUUUUGAGAGUACUGCGAGUGCUCUAAGCCUCGGCCAACCACUCUUUUCGUCCCUGUUCUCCUUUCUGUUACCGCAUCGUCCCCCUCGUGCCAUCGGUCCAUUCCAGGCCGCCGUGGCGGCUUACGGGGCACCUCCUGGUGCUGUCUCGUCGGGCUACGGCCCUGACGCAGGCGCAGUGGUGGCUGCACGGCAGCGACAUCAGUCUCGUUCUCGUGGCCAGCACCAUCCUUCGAUCCCCCCGUCCCCAUAUUCGGCUCAUCACCACCUUGCAGGCUCGCAGCCGAAUCCCUACUCUCCCUAUGGAAUCGACAAUGCCUCGCCAACGUACACGACAAGUGCCAGCAGCGGUGGGGGCAACUACACCACAAGCCCGGCACCGCAUGGCCACUUCGAAAUGCCGGCUGCUAAGCGCCAAAGGGUGUCUGACGCAGGUAUUUCACGGAGGCCCAGCCAAACGACUGCCCAUUCGGGCACUGCCAGCCCGAGAAAGUUGCACGCGGUGGAUGGGCCGACUCCACCGCCCUUUCCCAGGGGCAACGAGACCUCUACCGGACGUGAGAAGACCGCAAGUGGGCGGGAAAGCGAGCCCAGGGAAACAGUGCCAUCCGAAGUGUCGCCAACGGUGGCCAAGCCGAAGCGUGUGCGAACGGGAUGUCUGACGUGCAGAAAUCGGCACCUGAAGUGUGACGAGGCCUUGCCAACCUGUUUGAACUGCCAGAAAAGCAAUCGCAAGUGCGAGCGUGGUAUUAGGCUUAACUUUAUAGAUCUUAAGGUGGAGCAGCCGCCCGUUUUGCUACCACCCGUAGAUUGGAAAGUUAAAUUUCAAGAUGAGUCUCGACAGAUUGCUUCAGAGUAUGUUGGAGGCGCAGCCAGAUAUGCCAAACUGACUUCGGGACCUGUUACGCCCUCACGGGAGACACCAGGCGCCGAGUCACGACCACAACGUCCGAGCAAUCCCAUCGGCCCAGGCUCUAGCCGUGUCGUGGAAACCAACAGGGCUGCCCCAUUUGCAUCCGCGCAUGCGGUAUACUAUCCUGGGACAUUACACCGCACCGUCCAAGAGCAGACUUUCACGGGCUACGAAGAGCAAUUGUCACACACACACUCACGAAAGAGCAGUGAUGCGUUCCUCGCUUUGAGCUCUGGACCCACGCCUGGAUCAUCCCAUUCUGGAGGCGGGGGAAGAGCACCGUCAUUCAGCCUGGGCCCGCUGCACGAUCCAUACAGCAUGCGGGAGGAGGCUUACCAGACAGGUUAUGGAUAUAGGUCCGGCGACGGUUCCAGCGUAGCAUCUUCGCUCGUUCCCCAGGGUGUUGCUGCGUCCUCUUCAGGAUCUUACAGACAUGCCACGGGAUCCGGCGCGCCCGAUCCUCAUGACGGACUCAUGACACCGCAAUCUGAGAAGACUGGAGAGCGGGACUACUUAAACACCCCAGAGGAGAUUCAUUACAUGCAGGUCUUUAUCGAAGAUGUGGCGGUGUGGAUGGACAGCCUGGACAACCAAAAGCAUUUCGGCCGCAUCAUCCCAUAUUUAGCGCUGAAAUCGCCCAUGCUGCUCAAUGCCUUUUUUGCCUGCGGCGUAAAACACCUGACUCUGGUGGACGGCGGCAGUUACAAGGACGAUAAAGCCUUGUAUUACUACGAUACAGCGACAACACAACUUCUUCGAAGUCUACAAAAUCCGGAGCGCGAUACAGAGGAGUGCGCUACCACUGCAGUGGUAUUGAAUGUGUACGAAAUCAUGAGUGAGAGGCCCGCUGCUAGAAUGAACCACAUUGCUGGUGCAAGAGCCUUGAUCCGCGAAUGCAAAUGGAACGCUAAAAGCACUGGAAUCGGAGCAGCAUGCUUUUGGCUUAAUGUUGGAAUGGAGAUUCUCAGUUGCCUGGCGUUCAACUGGGCAAUAGCGUGGGAUCCGGAUCAUUGGGGCGUGGACCCAAACGAAUUAAUGAACAUGACACCCGACUCGCCAGGUCGCGAGGGAAAAACGCCGAAUGCGAGCGAAACCGGUCACCAUACGACUGCACCAGUAACCGAGGAUUCGCCAUUGCUUUUGAGCAGCAUUGCUGGAGUUGGUGACGAGGAAGUCUGGGUUCACAGGAUCCUAUACAUCGUGGCCAAGGUGGCCAACUUCAGAGCGAGCAUACCGCAGUUCCAGGAACCAAGUCCGCAUGAUGAACAGGUCAAACUGCAGAGCCGGUUCCAGGAGUGGCAGCAAUUGAAGCAUUGGUGCGACACAUGGAAUGCUAAUUGUCCAAGGUCGUUGAGGCCGUAUGGCUAUCUCUUUGCCGCCUCAACCAAAUCAGCAUUCCCAAAUGUGUGGCUCAUCAAACGCGUCGCCAUUGUAGGCCGCCUCUUCUACCAUACCGCCAUGUGCCUGCUCGCUCAAAUCAACCCAUUGAAACCUCCCCACCACGAUGACGAGGAGUCACGAAUACAGCAGCAGCAUCACGCUCACCAAGUUUGUGGCAUUAUUGCGCACACCAAGGAUGCCGGUGUCUCAUCUGUUGCAAUACGGUCACUCGCAAUUGCGGGAGCCGUGCUGAGGGACCCCAGGGAACAGAAUGAGGUCCUGGCCAUGGUGAACCGGAUUUACCGAUUGACUGGGUGGAAUCUUAAGGGAGUCAUCGGGGAACUGAGAAGAGCAUGGGGGUGGGAUCCACCAGAUGUACCACCAAGUACGGCAACUUCGACAGCUCCGUCCCUGCCUCCACACGCCGCGUCUGCGCCUGUCAUCGCCCCUGCUGCACAAGGUGGGACGCUGGGUGCCGCAGCGGUGAUCAACCAGCUCUUUGGGCCACGCGACCCCUCGGGGCAUUCCACAAUGCUACAACAGCAGCAACAGGAGGACACGCGGCGUACCUCGCAGCCGCCAUUGCCACCGGUCAUACCCUCCGCGGCGGCGGCGGCGGCAGCAGCAGCAGCCGAACGCCACCGCCACGCUUCCCUAACCAGCAACCCGCCGCCGCUACUCCCGUCGUACUCCAUGUUCUCAGCAAGCUCCAACACGGCAACGGGAGUUGCCAGACACGGUAGCAUCGCAAGCAGCAGUCACCCCAGCCCAGCCGGUACGGCCCACACACCCGCCUCGAUGUCGGUGUCCAGCACGGCGGCGAACGCGCCGACACCGCCCUCGCGGCCGAUGGUGAACCCGCUGCUGGCGCAGGCGGACUUCAACCAGCCGAACCACCCAUAUCGCGAGUGGUACAAGCCGCCAGAGAAGGGAAGCGCUUCACACCACUCAUUUGGGUCAGGUGGAGGAGGGCUUUGGCCUUACUAG
Messenger RNA from Diaporthe amygdali, 3378 nucleotides. RefSeq lists its product as uncharacterized. Gene Ontology annotation, molecular function: zinc ion binding; transcription cis-regulatory region binding; DNA-binding transcription factor activity, RNA polymerase II-specific. Bases 1 to 3378 code for a protein of 1125 amino acids. Gene Ontology annotation, cellular component: nucleus. NCBI's taxonomy places the organism in Eukaryota, Fungi, Ascomycota, Sordariomycetes, Diaporthales, Diaporthaceae. The transcript has 4 exons. The record is from RefSeq and is a predicted model, not a curated record. Gene Ontology annotation, biological process: positive regulation of transcription by RNA polymerase II.